Molecule: messenger RNA, 2343 nt
Organism: Rhagoletis zephyria (snowberry fruit fly)
Lineage: Eukaryota; Metazoa; Arthropoda; Insecta; Diptera; Tephritidae
Biological process (GO): negative regulation of cell migration
Cellular component (GO): Sin3-type complex
Source: RefSeq, a predicted model, not a curated record
CAAGGUGGUCUUGCAUGAACAGCUGAGAUUUUCUUAAUCGUCCUCUGGAUGAGAUGUGGAGUGAAAUGAUGCAUAAUUAUUAAAAAGUAUAAAGACAAUUUUGUAACUUUUCUUACGUUAACCAAUUCAUGCUCUGAGUAAGAAAGAAUCUUUUCAUUUGUAACUGGUGUUUCAUGUAAAAAGCGGAACAAAUUUUCUGGUGAAAUGUUAAAUCGCACAUGAUGUGCUUCAAUUUUGAAGUCACCAAAAAAUCAUAAUCGCUUACAUAAUGCAAAUCAUUUACUACUGAAAUAUGUAUGUAGUAUGUUUUGAAUUCGUUGGGAAUUUUGUGACAUAAAUUUUUAAGAUGUGGCUAAUUGAGGGAUUUUUUUCCGAUUUUCGUUGGAUUUUUAACAGAAUAUCUGGCAUCACUGAGCUGAAGUAGACUUGUGUAUACUAGAUGCAAAUAUGCGAACAGGCUCAGUUUUUCUUUGUGCUUCUGGUACUCGGGUGUGAAUUUCGCUUCGGACUUUAAAAAAAACUACAAACUAUUAGUGAAAAUAAUUACAAUAAACUUUUUUUAAGUGAAUAAAGAUUAUUGAUAGAAAGAAAUUGGCUUGAUGAUAUUUCACCAGAAACAUGUAAGCCUAAAGGAAGUGUAAUACUUUGGACACAUAACUGGGAAAAUAAGUAGGUUCAAUUACUUGCCUGAUACGAUCGUAAAACUGGAGUUUUAAACACGUGAAAUAAAAUAUAUAGAAUUGAAGAAGUGAAAAUCUAAAAUUUAAAUUCGAACAGAAAGACAUUAGGUAUAAGAUGUUCUCGUUCCACAAACCACGAGUGUAUCGCUCGGCUGAAGGAUGUUGUAUUUGCCGUGCUAAGUCGAGCAGUUCACGUUUCACCGAUUCGCGCAAAUAUGAACAAGAUUCCAUGAAAUGCUUCGAUCUGAAGUAUCCCCGACACGGAGAGAUUUGCAAUGCGUGCGUGUUGUUGGUGAAACGUUUCAAACGUCUUCCCAUAGGCAGUACUCGGCAUUGGGGACAUGUUGUUGACGCACGAGCCGGACCAGGCACAAAGUCCAUAUCAAAACAUAAGAAGAGCCGUGACGAUGCUGAAAAUACAUCAAAUAAUACAAUAAGUAACAAUACAAACUCCCGGCGUACACAUAGCUCAAAAUCGCUUAUACCCGAAAAAUUUUCAAAAAUCUUUAAAAAAAGUAAGAAAAAUAAAUUGAAUGUGGUGCCCAAUACUGAUAAGAAAACUGGCACACGUCGAACCUCCAUAACCAGUUUAAAAACAUGGGGUGACCAAAAUUCGUUGUCCCACACACCCGAUUCAGUAGAUAGUGACUACGAAGAUAUCGGUGAAGGUGGGGAGGCUUGCGAAGUCAGCCAAAUAGGCAAUAGCUCAACUGUGCAAUUUCAAACACAAACUCGCGCGUCUUCGUAUCGUGCCUGCCGGAAGAGGACCAGCAGCGGCAAUACCUCUAUUAAUAUAAUUUCUUUUCGGAGAAGUCUUAAAAUCGGUAGUAAACGGCGAAAAUGCAUGCCACCCAUGCGGAAUCGGUCCACAAUGAAGAUUUUCAACGACAAAAUGCAAUUCUUCGAUGAAUCAGAAUGGCAGGAGCGCAAGUCCUGUUGCGGUAUGGUGUAUGUGUGCCCAGAAUUAACUGGAACAAUAUUAAUCGAUAUGGAGAACUUCAAAGCUUGUCCAGAACACCAACGUCCGCGAGGUGUAGAUGUUGCGGGUAGCAAAACAGCUAAGGAGCAGCAACCGGUGGCUCCGCAAAAGACAAUCAUCGCAACUUUGCCCGCAGUGGUACAAAUAUCAGCGCCAUCAGUUGCUAGCGUUUGCCUUCCACCGCUACCCACUGCAGUGCCUGUUUUGAAUCCGAAUCCUACUCCAGUAUUGAAGAAGCAUCACCUUUUCUUCAAAAGGCAGUCUGAAUGCUUUCCUCAAGUAGAUCUCCCUGUGAAUAAUAACAUAGUAAUCUCUUCGAAUAAGACUGAGUCCCUGGCAGCAAUAACAACUACUCCGGUUAUAAUCAAAAGCAGUACCAACAUCACCAACCAUAAAACUACAAUACCAACCAUACCACAUACAUCUGCAAUAAAUAAUGCAAAUAACCCAUCUACUUCCGUUUCCACACCGCUAGCAUUAGCUGUUAAUACUACGAAUAUGCCUGCCAUAUCGAGCAUUUCUCCCUCUAGUUCCACGCCUAUGAGCGGGCAAAUGCCGCGACAUUCUACCGCCAAAGUAACAACAAUAUCCCCGCCUUUGCCCGCGGCAACAAAUAUGGCUAGCGGAAAUAGGCUAUUGCAUAAAAUCAAGUCAGGAAAAAUAUUCAAGCAAUCUCUGGACAAA